UACUCCAAUCGGUGGUGGGUUGUGUUGAUAAUUCUGAACACUUUCUCAUCGCCGUCGGUCCGUCCGUCUGUCUGUCGUCGGUUUCCGCUACUGCAGUGCGUGUGUGCGUGUGUGUGUAUAGAAAGGUACAGAGCAAUUGUACAAGCUUUGUAGUACGUAAAACGGUCCGGCAAAGCGAGGACGAGGCUUGAACGGUUUCGCAAGCUAGGCUCAAACAGCUCUACCCUAUUUUUACAGGCAGCUACACCACUGGCUUUGGAGCAAGUGGUAAAGUGUGUGGUGACAAGACACCCCAGAAAGCCUUGCCUCCCCGCGAGUGUGUCUGGCUGUGAAUAGAUUAAUCUGUGCGGAUAUUUUUUCAAUUAAAGCCAAUCGUUCCCUCACAAAGUGCAAUUGCGAGCGUGUGUGUAUGUGUAUGUGUGUAUGCAAAGGCAGAGAGUAGUCCUUGGACGAGUCGCAGCCCGGUUUUGUGACACCGCCAGUUCAGUGCGUAGGAUGGUGGUUUGUGGCGAAACCCACGGAACUGCUCCGUAGCCAUCCAUUCCACGGCGUAGCGAGGUUGAGUCCAGGGACUGUGUGAAACAGACGGUGCGAGAGGCGUAGAAAAACAUGUAAAGCAGUUGCACGACACAGUGCUUCAGUUCCAUUUUGGUGUAGACAGAGAUAGCAACCGGUACACCCUCCAUUACACCCGUCGGCUGCCGAAACAAUCCGACACCAAAGCACAUACACACUCACACACACAGCACACACCGUGUUUUGGGGUCGGAAAAGAAGAAAGAGCUUAAAACCGUGCACGUAAUGAACACCCGUCCCUUUAACCCUGUCCAGCGCGAAGACGAUACCCUUGGUAUGCCCGGGAGUAGUGGUGCCUAAACGCUAAUAAGCUUCUAAGGUUCGCCCGGACCGGUGGGGCGGUUGGUUGGUUUGUGCUGUUAGUGCUGGCAAGCGAAUGUUGACCCCUUGUGCUGCUCCGUUGCACGCGACCCCACCCGAAAGAGAGGCCAGAAUCGCACGCUCGCCGAGACGACAUUUAUCAUCGCCGUAGUACACCGAAUCACAAAGGAGCGGCCAUCCCCGGCAAACACCAACCCGCCCCCUCUCCCGGAAGGAUGCACUUUUCCAUACCCAGCACGCAAGAGUUCGGUUCCGAUGGGAGCGGAUCAUCGUACACGGGCUUCAACAUUCACAUAAAUGGCAGUUUUCACUGUUGCCUUCGCUACAAGCAGCUACACAGCCUGCACGAGCAGCUGAAACGGUCCCUCCCGUCGAUCGCACUGCCCAGCUUUCCUCCAAAGAAACUGCUCUCCCUCACACCGAACCAAAUCGAGCAGAGGCGGCUCAGCCUAGAGCGCUACAUACAGCUAGUGGGACAAGAUCCGGUACUAUGCCGGUCGGAGCUGUUGCGCGCAUUUCUGCUGAACGCCCAGCAGGAGUCCUCGUUCACCGAGUGCAGCGAGGUAACGCUGGACGUUUACCUCAUGAACGGGUACCGAAUAUCGGCCAGCGUCUACACCACCGACUGCACCGGGAAGGUGCUGGAGAAGGCGUGCGCCCUGAUCGAUCUGCCCAAGGAUCGGGCCUGCUACUUUGCGCUCUACCUGAUGCGCAAGGAGGCAAGCGGUGCGCUGACGAUCGUGAAGCGCCUGAUGGAGUUUGAGGCGCCGUACAUCUCGGCGAAGCGGUGGGACGACUGCAAGCUGGUGCUGCGCACCGGCUACUGGGACGCAUGCUACGAUCUCGAGCUGAUGCGUGACCGGAUCGCGCUCAAUCUGCUCUACCUGCAGGCGAUGAGCGACGUCGAGCGGGGCUGGAUCGUGACGACGCGCGACCAGAGCGAGCAGCUGACGAACAUGCAGGCCCGGGGCAGCAAGAGCGAGUAUCUGGACGUGGUGCGGAAGCUGCCGCUGUACGGGUGUCUGCAGUUUCCGCGCGCCUGCGUCGACUAUCCCGAGCCGAACACGGUCGCGACCGUUGUGCUCGGCAACAAGGAGCUCAACCUGCUCACGUACGUCGGCAAGGAGAUGCAGGAAACCAAAUUCAAAGUCACGCGCAUCCGGUGCUGGCGUGUCACCCCCAUUCAUAUUAAUGAGGACAAUCAAUCCUCCACCGGUGGUGGGUACGGUCGACAGCAACAAUCAUCAUCGCAUGCGUCGUCGCACCAGCAACAACAAUCAUCAUCAUCGUCCACGAUCAGCCUGGAGCUGUCGUUCGAGUACUUGAUGGCGAAGAACCAGCUCAAGUGGAUCACCAUCUACAGCGAACAGUCGAUGCUUAUGUCCGUGUGCCUUCAGUCGAUCGUCGACGAGCUGCUCAACCAGAAGAAUGGGUCCGAUCCCGCACACCUGCAGAAUCCACAGCAUGUGGAGUAUGCACCACUCUCCUACAUUCGGCGGGAUGGAUCGAACCAUUGCAUUACCGACUCUAGUUCAACCGACACUCUCUGCAAUCUAGUAAAUAAUGAUAGUAGUAGCAACAACGGAACAUCGACGCAACAACACUCCACUAACAACGGGUCUUCCUUUAUCCGGCGCAAGCUGAAGGAGUUCAACACGACGGUGCGCUUCAAGAACGGCAAGGACUCGGUGCAGAACGAAGCGUUCGAGUGGAUCGGCGACGACGAUCUCUAGAAGCCGGCUCGCCACCCAGAAGCACAGUGACAUUUUGAUAUCGAAUUUACUCUUUACCGAGACACAAGCGGUGUUGUGUGCGCGCUGCUGCGUGCUGCGUGAGAGCUUAAGCGCCUCCUCCUUUCGGUUCCUCCGGUUUUUUUUUCGUUACUCGUGCUCGUAAUACGGUUUAAGAUAUAUGUAGAUGGUGGUGAUUAGAUAAUCUAUCCUUCCAUUUUGCUGGACCACUUUUUUCCGGCAUGGUUUCGCUUACAUUGUGUUUUCAAAUUGCGAAGCAAUACCGGCGACCACUAAAUUACAUUCACCAAUGGUGUUAACGUGUAAAAAGUUGGAUCAUGUCUCUUUUUCCAAAUCGUUUAGAAAAGGGUUUUGAUUAGCAAUUAUUAGGUGUGAAACGAAAAGGUUCGCACCAUUCUCGCGCUGCCUAUCAUUGUAUGUUAGUUAUAUCUACAGGGACGUGAUAGCAGAAAGGGUUACAUGCACACAGGGUGGACCUAGUAAAUCUCCUAACACGAGCGUAUUUUGUAUUCUGUGUAAUCAUGUGUCGUAGGGGCGGCGCAACAAUUGCGCAUAAAAAAGGCACACACGGACGCAUGGUGCCGAAAUAAACAGCGAAACGAAAGCUGAUCGAGAUUGACGAUGCUUCAUA
Molecule: messenger RNA, 3279 nt
Organism: Anopheles merus
Lineage: Eukaryota; Metazoa; Arthropoda; Insecta; Diptera; Culicidae
Gene: Snx17
Product: sorting nexin-17
Exons: 6
Coding region: 1113-2630 (505 amino acids)
Biological process (GO): intracellular protein transport
Cellular component (GO): early endosome
Molecular function (GO): phosphatidylinositol binding
Source: RefSeq, a predicted model, not a curated record